Molecule: messenger RNA, 591 nt
Organism: Aureobasidium subglaciale EXF-2481
Lineage: Eukaryota; Fungi; Ascomycota; Dothideomycetes; Dothideales; Saccotheciaceae
Exons: 1
Coding region: 1-591 (196 amino acids)
Source: RefSeq, a predicted model, not a curated record
AUGGUCUUAUUUACUAUUGCGAGCGUGCUUUCUUUGAGUCUGGGACUUGCUCUUGCUCAGUCCAGUACCAUCAGUCCACUUGCGCGACCAUGUCCUGGACGAGUGAACGACACCAACAUUGUUUGCAUGAAUCGUUAUGCAUCUUCCAUGCCGCCUUCAUUUGAGCGUCAGAGCUCUACUGGAGGAGCAUUUUCACCCAACGACACUUUCGUCAAGACACAAGUACCCUCAGAUCCGUCCUUCAAUCUCGUAAAGAAUGCGACACUUGUCAUGUUCGAUGAGCGUGGUGACCAGAUUCUUGGCUCCUCCCCUAGGCUAGACUGCGUAUUCGCCAGCCGCAAUGACUCCAUCCAUGAAGGACCAGUGUAUAUCUACCUAGCUCAGACUCUCGGUGAUGAUGGCUUUCAUGUAGCUCAGAACGGGUAUCUUAUAGCAGCAGCGGAAGGUGGAGGUGUGACUGUUCUGAGCGAAUACGAUGAAAUGCUUCUGAGAAUUGAGACAGGCUUCACCGUGAACAAUAUCCAGUUCGCUGGUCCCAAAAGAAAGAAUCUUUGGGUGUUUGGAGAGGGCGAAAUUGCUCGCGUGACCUAG